AUGCCUCCUCAUUCUUCACAUCUUUUAAAGCCCCUUGAUCAACAUUAUGGACAAAUUGUUGAGCAGCGAAUGAGGCUUGGAUUCAAUCACAUUGACAAAAUCGACUUUCUUACUGCAUUCCCAAAGGCGCGUAUGAUGGCAUACAAAGCUCAAACUGUUCGGAAUAGCUUUACAGCAACUGGAUUAGUACCAUUCAAUCCAGAUCGAGUUUAUCAACAGCUUACUGUUCGAUUGAAGACUCCAACACCCCCCCAAAGUCGAUCAAGUGAUACACAAUCAUCCUGCUUGCAAACCCCUCAAACCCCACGUCAAUUUAAGCGCCAAAUGACUAAAACGAAGAAGAGAAUAAGCCGGCAUACAAGAAGUUCAUCUGAGGCUAUUGGUGAAGUGUUUACACGGGCAUCAAAGGCUUAUGAGAUGAGUAUUAAUAAGCUUACAAUUGCACAGAAGGAACUCCAUGAUCUAUGGGCUGCACAUGAGAAGGAGAAGCAAAAACGUCAAAAAUCUAAAAAGCAAAUAUCCCAUGACCAAGGAAUUACCAGAGAGGAAGCUCAAGCACUUGUACAAGGUCAGAUUGAGGCAUCUCAAGCUGUUACUACUGCUCCGGCUGAGCAUGAGCUCCCAGUCUCUCAUCCACCAGUAUGA
This is a messenger RNA of Talaromyces stipitatus ATCC 10500, 645 nucleotides long. RefSeq lists its product as uncharacterized. Lineage: Eukaryota; Fungi; Ascomycota; Eurotiomycetes; Eurotiales; Trichocomaceae. The transcript is spliced from 2 exons. The record is from RefSeq and is a predicted model, not a curated record. The coding region runs from base 1 to 645 and encodes 214 amino acids.